AUGACAUCUAGCGCCAGCAAAAAUGAGGGGGACGAAAAUACCAACCAAAGAGGCUCCCAUAUUGAAGAUGCUGAAAAGGAGAAUGCACAGUUGGUGCGAGGCCUUCAGGAAAGACAUUUACAGAUGAUAGCAAUUGGUGGCUCCAUUGGUGCAGGACUGUUCAUUGGGUCUGGAAAAGCACUAAGCUCAGGUGGACCUGCCAGCUUAUUUCUAGGGUUCAUACUCAUAGGCAUCAUGGUAUUAUGCUGUAUACAAUCUCUCGCUGAAAUGGCAGUGUUGUAUCCCGUAAACGGGGCAUUUUACAUAUAUUCAUCCCGAUUUAUUGACCCAGGAUGGGGAUUUGCUCUGGGAUGGCAGUAUGCGGUGGGCUGGCUUCUCACGCUUCCGUUCGAGAUUACCGCUGCGGGAAUAACAGUCAAAUUCUGGCGCUCUGAUAUCAAUAUUGGAGUUUGGGUCGCUGUCUUUCUCGGAAUGCUGAUUCUGGUCCAGUUUUUUGGAAUCAAAGGAUACGGAGAAUCCGAAUUUAUUCUUGCUCUUAUCAAAGUAAUCGCGUGCACAGCUCUGAUUAUCCUUGGCAUUAUAAUCAAUGUUGGAGGCGUGCCAACAGAUAACCGGGGAUACAUCGGCGGCAGAUACUGGCGUGACCCGGGAAGUUUUCGUAAUGGCUUCAAAGGAUUUGUAUCCGUCCUUGUGGCAGCUGCAUUCGCGUAUGGGGGUGCCGAAAUGGUCGGUCUGGCGGCUGCUGAGACAGUACACCCACACAAAUCAAUUCCAAAAGCAUCUAGACAGGUGCUAUGGCGCAUCGUCAUCUUCUACGUUGUCAAUAUCCUGCUGAUAGGACUGAAUGUACCAAGCGAUAGCCCCGUGCUCCUGGGUGCGAAAGGGGGCAAUACAAAAGCGAGUCCGUUUGUUCUUGCAACCCAGCUUGCGGGCAUCAAAGCGUUACCGUCAGUUAUCAAUGCCGUCAUCACCAUCUCGGUUCUCAGUGUUGCAAAUACAUGUUCGUUUGCUUCAACCCGUACGCUACAGGCUUUGGCGUCAACGGGAAAUGCACCGAAAAUAUUCGCCUACAUAGAUAGCAAAGGCCGGCCGCUGUGGUGCAUUGUGUUACAGAUACUAUUUGGCUUAUUGGCCUUUGUCAAUGAGAUUGCUGCCGGCGAGGUUGUUUUUUCUUGGUUGUUAGCUUUGGGGGGGCUCUCAAGCUUGAUUAUUUCAGCAAGCAUCUGUUUAAGUCAUAUCAGAUUUAGAAGAGCCUGGAAAAUCCAGGGACGAAACGAGUCGGAUAUUCCGUACCGGUCUCCUCUCGGGGUUACGGGGAGCAGAGUUGGCUUUCUCGUGGCGAGUCUUGCUAUCAUAGCGACCUUUUAUCUAGGAAUAUUCGUGAGUAAAAGCCGACUUUCUUCGUUCCUUGCAGCUGCUAAGACUAAUUCCUUCGCCCAGCCUAUUACUUCUAAGUCACGGGUUGAGUCUUUCUUCAAGACAUGUUUAUCAGGCCCGCUUAUAGUAAUUGUCGCGUUAUGUUGGAAGAUUUACUCCAGGGACUGGAGUUUUGGUGUUGAUUUACAGCGCGUCGACCUGGACGACGGGCUACGAAUGGAUGUUCAAGUUAAUCUAAGUUCCCCCGAAACGACGGAAGAAGAAAAACUGUCCACGGUUAGAAGAAUUUCGGCUUUGCUCUUUUGA
Messenger RNA from Ophidiomyces ophidiicola, 1683 nucleotides. RefSeq lists its product as uncharacterized. Gene Ontology annotation, biological process: amino acid transmembrane transport. NCBI's taxonomy places the organism in Eukaryota, Fungi, Ascomycota, Eurotiomycetes, Onygenales, Onygenaceae. Gene Ontology annotation, cellular component: membrane. Gene Ontology annotation, molecular function: amino acid transmembrane transporter activity. The transcript has 5 exons. The record is from RefSeq and is a predicted model, not a curated record. Bases 1 to 1683 code for a protein of 560 amino acids.